This is a messenger RNA of Suillus bovinus, 792 nucleotides long. RefSeq lists its product as uncharacterized. Lineage: Eukaryota; Fungi; Basidiomycota; Agaricomycetes; Boletales; Suillaceae. The coding region runs from base 1 to 792 and encodes 263 amino acids. The record is from RefSeq and is a predicted model, not a curated record. The transcript is spliced from 8 exons.
AUGACACGAGCUGGUUCACAACAAGCCACUGCUGACCUUACAGCAGAGGAUGUAUUGCAAGCAUUGGAUACGAGCGAGGAGUGGAUAACUCAUGAAGCUUUGCAGGAGUUAUACCUUGUGAGGCUCAAGUGCAUCGGCUUUGACCAUGCAUUGGAUCAGCGCAUUAGAGAUGAGGUGUCUCGCAUGACACAUGACAAAAAUAAAGUGGAUUGCCCUUCAAGCACCGCUGACUUCAAAAAGAAGACUGGUUCAGUGAAGAAGAAGAAUCAAAACUGUGGGGAAAAUGGGCAAGAAACCAAGAAAUCACAUGAUACUGCACUUCAGAUGACGACUCAAUGCUCGACAAUUGUUCCUGACCCAAGGGCAGCUUGGAUGACUCAUGAAGCUUUGCAGGAGUUGUACCUUGCAAGGCUCAAGUGGAUUGGCUUUGACCAUGCAUUGGAUCAGCGCAUUAGAGAUGAAGUGUCUCGCAUGACACAUGACAAAGCUAAAUGGAUAACUCAUGAAGCUUUGCAGAAGUUGUACCUUGCGAGGCUCAAGUGCAUUGGCUUUGACCAUGCAUUAGGUCAGCGCAUUAGAGAUGAGGUGUCUCACAUGACACAUGACAAAGCUCAAGUGGAUUGCCCUGCAAGCACUGCUGACUUCAAAAUGAAGAAGACUGAUGAAGUGAAGAAGAGGAAUCGAAACUGUGGGGAAAAUGAGCAAGAAACCAAGGAAUCACAGGGCUGCAUAGGAGGAAUCACAGUGUCCGCAUCUGCUUAUCCUUCGUACGACUUGCCUUGUGUCGAAUAG